Messenger RNA from Trichogramma pretiosum, 4265 nucleotides. Its product is annotated as dentin sialophosphoprotein-like. NCBI's taxonomy places the organism in Eukaryota, Metazoa, Arthropoda, Insecta, Hymenoptera, Trichogrammatidae. The record is from RefSeq and is a predicted model, not a curated record. The transcript is spliced from 4 exons. The coding region runs from base 571 to 4020 and encodes 1149 amino acids.
UAUAGCAAGUCGGUGCUGCGAGAGAGUGUCGUUACGAUACAAGAUAUUAAAUACGUUGUAUCAUUGUAGGCUUGCACUCGCAGCGCAGCAGACGGACGUUGCCGAGUGCGUUCGUAUCGAACGAUUUUGAAAAAAAGUUUCAUUUCUAUUUUUAUUGUCUUUCGCCGCUUGUAACGGAAAGAAUAGAAUCAGCCAAAUAUACCUCGUGCCCGGGCGUGUGUGAGUUCGUGUAUCAUCGUCGACUCCCAUCUACGAAUUAUUAUAUAUUCGCGCCUCUGCGUGUGGGUUAAUCGUCGAUUCAAAAUCAGCGAUUACAUAGAGCGAAUAUAUAAUAUAUGUAUAAUAAUAUAAACACAUACAAAUGUGUUUUACAUCUGCGGUGCGACUAGAAGGGGAAACAUCGUGAGAGAUAAUACCAAGUUCGCGAUCUGUGCGUGUUGUACACUGCCUGCCGAGUUGACUCGCUCGAGUCGUGCGUGAGCUGCUGCUACUGCCGCGUGUGUAGCUGCGACCACACACCAGUUGAUUUGUUUACGUUUCGUAUAUAUAUAACGCGCCUGCGAGCAAACAAUGACCAUGAAAAUACAGGUGAUCUAUCAGAACGAGAAGGCGGACUUUUGCCCGAACGAGGAUGGAUACUUGACAUUGAAAGCGCUGCGGGAACGUUUUCCCAAGACCGACGGCUUGUCGUUCAAAAAUUCCGAGGGCAAGAGGAUCAUACUGACCCCCUGCGACGAGCGCAUCAAAAUAAAUCAGAGCGUCGACGUGUACGACGUGCAUACGGAAAUACAUCUGGGUGACGACGAUGAUUACGUUCCUGCGGUGAAGAAAUCGAAAAGCGUCGAUAAGGAUGAGAUCUGCAUUAUCGAGGCCAAGAACGGCAAUGGUAACGUUACCGACAAAGAGGAUGAUCAUUCGAAAAGCGUAGAUGAUAAGUCGGUCGAGUCUCACGAUGUUGAAAUGAAAAGCGAAGUUGACGAAGUGAGAGAUGAUAAGAAAAGCGACGAUGCCCAAGAAAAAGAAGACUCGUCCGAUGAUAAAAUGGAUGAGGAUAUCACUGCUGUAGAUAGUAAACCAGAAAUCGAAGAAUCAAAGCCAAUUGAUUCAUCUGAGAGCCAAUUGGCCGAUAAAACUGACGAUGUUGCUAAAAGCGAGCAAGAGCAGCUCGUGACCGACGAAAAAUCCGCGGAUAAAUCUGCUCCAAUUGUAGAAAUUAAGAAAGAUGAGACUCAUGAUGAUGUGCCUCUAGAAAAAGAAAUAAAUUUUGAAACCGAGUCGGAAUCGAAAAUCGAUACCAAUUUGACUGAUUCACAAGUAAAAAGUGAAGACGAUCCGACGACUAAUGAGCAGAUUCAAGUAGAUUCAAAAUCUACCACGAUCUCAGAGAGUGACAAGGAUACAGUCAAUUCUGAAGUUGAAAAAGAAAUAGUAAAUUCAGAAGAAUGUAAAACAAAAGAUGAAGCUAUCGAUUCCACUGCUUGUCAGGAACAGGAAAAUAAAGAAGUCGCAGAAUCUAGAACCACUGACAUUGACAAUGAAGAAUCCGUCCAAGCCGAAAAAGAAUCCACUUGCGAGGAUAUCGCUGUCAAACAUGAAUCUGUUCCUAUUCUACAAACCCCAAUGAAAGAAUCGCCAAACUCUGAAAGUGCUGAAACAAUCGAGUCAGACGUUUCUCUGACUAAAAAAGAUACAGUUCCUGUAGUAGAAGAAUUAAAAUGCGAUAAGACUAACUCCGUAACUGAAGAAAAAAAACUUGUAGUAUCUUCGGAAGCUGAAAAAACUGAAACUGUCCAAUCAGCUGUAAGUGAAGCAGAUGAGGCUGUAAUUUCGACAGAAAAACUUGAAUGCAGUAAAACUGACUCCAAGCUUGAAUCAGAUGAAGCCCAACUCGACGAUAGCAAAAUGGAAGUAUUUUCAGAAACUGAAAAACCCGAAACGGUCCAAUCAGCUAUUAGCGAAACCGAUGAAGCGGCAGUUUCUGAUGAAAAAAUGGAAGUAUCUUCAGAAACUGAUAAACCCGAAACGGUCCAAUCAGCUAUUAGCGAAACCGACGAAGCGGCAGUUUCUGAUGAAAAAAUGGAAGUAUCUUCAGAAAUCGUCGAACCAGUAACUAGCGAGGCUAAGAAAGAUGCAGUUGAAGAAGACAGUAAAGAAGACGAGGAAGAUCCCAAAGACGUCUCAACUCGCGAUGCAACUGAGCAAAAGACCAAAUUCAGUCCAACUCCUAGUCCUGCAGCCAUCGAAACUGAAUCAAACGUCACCAAUUCAUCCGAAAGUUCGGAUAACAAAACCGAGUCAGUCUCGCGCCCUAAAAUUGGCUCGUGUCGUCAAAAUUCAGCAGACCACAAGUGCGUGCCUAAGAUAGAAAACGGCAUCGUGGUGAUGAAGUGUUCGGAGGAGUGCCACACCGAGGCUAUGGUUGAGACUAAAGUAGGUCUGGUGUACGAAUCAGUUACGAGCGAGUUUAAGCUCAAAUCGAGCGCAAAGAAGGAAGAGGCGAGCGACGACUCGGUCGAGUCGGAGAAAUCAAGCGGAGACGACGAGAAAGAUAAAGAUAACGAAACCGAAGAAAGCGAGUCAUCAGAUGACAGUUCUGAUGAAGACAAACCCAAUUCUCCGCCUCGGAAGCCUCGGAGGAUGUGUGGAACCUUAGUUUACAAAUACCCUCCGUCUCGGAGGCCUCGGAGGAGGUGUGGAUACAUAUCUUACAGAUACAAGUCUCCAAGCGACGAUCUCGACGAAAGUGUAUCCACCGUGACGAGCGAGAUGAGCCAAUCCACGUCUCCGCCUCAAAGUCCUCGGAGGAGGUGUGGAUACAUAUCUGACAAAUACAAGUCUCCAAGUGACAAUCUCGACGUAAGUGUAUCCACCGUGACGAGCGAGAUGAGCCAAUCCACGGACGAGGGCAACGUUGAUAAUUCCGAAUCGAAAAAAGGAAGCCCCGCUACUCCGAAACAAACAAGAGGCCGUCAAAGCCGAAGCGCCUCGAAGACGCCCAAACUCUUGACGAAAGUCUUGCGCGUCGGCUGGCUGAACCGAGCCACACCCAACGACAAGUACGAGCCGAUGGAGAAGCCUCUGGGCAACUGUCAGAAGCUGAAACUUAUCGAGAACAAGAUCUACGGGGCGCUCGACAUCAAGCAGAUGGCCGUGAAAAAGUUCACCGGCAGGAAGAAUUUCGACCUCGAGGAGCUGUACCACGUGCAGCUCGGCCACGUAGGCAGCGGCGACGAGGAGACGCAGAUAAUCGACGAGUUCGCCAAGCCCGACGGCUCGAUAUGCGACAUCUGGGGCUACUGUCGCGCCAACAACACCACCCCGUACAAGCUCAAGCUGUCGCUGCUCACGACGGCCAAGAAUCCGAACAGGACGAUAGUCGCGACGCCGGCCAGGUCGAGGAGCGUCAGGCGCAUAUGCAGCGCGCCCACGAGGCCCGUGCUCCAGGACAACGUGCGCAUCUACUACGAGUACCAGAGGACGUCCAAGUACACCAACGACAGGUCCGUCACGGAGAUGGAGAUCGACGAGCUGCUGGUGAGGGUGCGCGAGGACAAUCACGGCGAGGGGCCCGAGAUCAUCGACAAUUUCGAUCCGCUGAAUUACGGCUACACGAUCUCGCGCCUCGAGGUCGACGGCAAGCAGCUGCUCCACGUCACCACGGAGGACGACGGCCGCCUCAGCUACGAGUACCACGAGAGCGUCGUCGAUCCUGAACCCCAUUCGAUCCUCUUCGACACGGACGUGGUGAGCGGCGCGUGCCGCGGCCAAUACGGCGUGGGCGUCGUGCUGAGCUGCACCCACCGAUGCUCGCCCGUGAUCACCUGGUACAAGGACGACGCGAUGAUCAAGGAGGCCGAGCAGAUGUACUGGAUCAGGGACGUGUACGACUGGCUGGACGACGAGACCCACGUCUGGCACUGCACCAUCAAGUGCAAGGAGAUGAAGAAGCCGCUGAGGUCGAAGAACGCCAUGAUCAACGAGAAAACGGUCACUCAGAGGAGCAGCAGAGUUUGUGUUUGAGAAAGAGAGAGAGAGACGUGCAAUGUAUAGUAGGGGAUCGAUGUGCACAUAUUAAUAAUAAUUAUACAUCUUUUGUUAAAAAAUUGUAUAAAGAAAAAGAUAUUAUGUAAAAAUACUGUAAAAAUGACUGUAUUAUAAAAUAAUUCCAUACGAGAGAGGUAUCGCGUGCGAUUCGUAAACUAUAUACUAAGAAAAGUAUCUUGCAUAAUAUUAAAAUUAUUUUGUAUUAAAAAAUAACUUGAAAA